Lepus europaeus (European hare) is the source of this 1371-nucleotide messenger RNA. It is a transcript of the gene WNT9B, whose product is annotated as Wnt family member 9B. The coding region runs from base 1 to 1371 and encodes 456 amino acids. The transcript has 4 exons. Gene Ontology annotation, cellular component: extracellular region. Lineage: Eukaryota; Metazoa; Chordata; Mammalia; Lagomorpha; Leporidae. Gene Ontology annotation, molecular function: frizzled binding; cytokine activity. The record is from RefSeq and is a predicted model, not a curated record. Gene Ontology annotation, biological process: canonical Wnt signaling pathway; cell fate commitment; neuron differentiation.
AUGCGCCCCCCGGCCGCGCGGGCCCUGGCCGCGCUCUGCCUGCUGGCGCUGCCCGCCGCUGCCGCCACCGCCGCCUACUUCGGGUCAGUGCCCGCCGCACCCCCGGCCCGGCCCCUGCCCGUCUCCCGCGUUCCCUGGCCCCAGAGAGGUCUCGAACUCCGCCCCUCCGCCCUGCGGGACUCAGCCCCCUUCGUGGUUCGAGGUCGCGCCGCGAGCUUGGUCUGGGGCGUCCGGGGCUCAGAGCCGAUCGUACCUUCUAGCGUCCGAGAGUCACCGCGCCGGGGGUCAGCCCUGCCCGAGCUCCCGAACUCUGCGCGCGCCUUGGCCCCCAUUCUGCCCGUCCAGGCGUCGGCCGCGCGCUCGGACGCCCUCGGCUUGACGGGGCGCGAGGUCCUGACGCCCUUCCCCGGCCUGGGCACCGCGGCGGCCCCGGCGCAGGGGGGCGCCCACCUGAAGCAGUGCGACCUGCUGAAGCUGUCCCGCCGGCAGAAGCAGCUGUGCCGGCGCGAGCCCGGCCUGGCAGAGACCCUGCGGGACGCCGCGCGCCUCGGCCUGCUCGAGUGCCAGUUCCAGUUCCGGCAGGAGCGCUGGAACUGCAGCCUGGAGGGGAGGACCGGGCUGCUCAAGAGAGGCUUCAAGGAGACGGCCUUCCUGUACGCAGUGUCCUCGGCCGCCCUCACCCACGCGCUGGCCCGGGCCUGCAGCGCUGGGCGCAUGGAGCGCUGCACCUGCGAUGACUCCCCGGGGCUGCAGAGCCGGCAGGCCUGGCAGUGGGGCGUGUGUGGCGACAACCUCAAGUACAGCACCAAGUUCCUGAGCAAUUUCCUGGGACCCAAGAGAGGCAGCAAGGACCUGCGGGCACGGGUGGAUGCCCACAACACCCACGUGGGCAUCAAGGCUGUGAAGAGUGGCCUCAGGACCACGUGUAAGUGCCAUGGCGUGUCGGGCUCCUGUGCGGUGCGCACCUGCUGGAAGCAGCUUGCCCCGUUCCGCGAGACGGGCGAGGUGCUGAAGCUGCGCUAUGACUCGGCUGUCAAGGUGUCCAGCGCCACCAACGAGGCCUUGGGCCGCCUGGAGCUCUGGGCCUCCUCCAAGCCAGGCAGCCCCGCCAAGGGCCUGGCCCCCCGGCCCGGGGACCUGGUCUACCUGGAAGACUCGCCCAGCUUCUGCCGGCCCAGCAAGUACUCUCCCGGCACGGCGGGCAGGGUGUGCUCCCGGGAGGCCAGCUGCGGCAGCCUGUGCUGCGGGCGGGGCUACGACACGCAGAGUCGCCUGGUGGCCUUCUCCUGCCACUGCCAGGUGCAGUGGUGCUGCUACGUGGAGUGCCAGCAGUGCGUGCAGGAGGAGCUGGUGUACACCUGUAAGCACUAG